Meleagris gallopavo (turkey) is the source of this 2095-nucleotide messenger RNA. It is a transcript of the gene LRRC75B, whose product is annotated as leucine rich repeat containing 75B. The record is from RefSeq and is a predicted model, not a curated record. Lineage: Eukaryota; Metazoa; Chordata; Aves; Galliformes; Phasianidae.
AGCCGGCAGAGCAGCCUGGAGGAUGAGAGCUCCGGUGUCGAGGAACCCUCCGGCCGUGCCGACUUCCACCUCUCUUCGCUGUUGCUAAAUCCGCAGAAGCUGCCCGGGGUGCUGCGGAAAGCCUCGCCCGCUCCCUACGUGCGGAGGGUGGGGUGGCUGCGGGAGAUUCAGGCCACCAUCCGAGAACACAAGCGGGAGCACGCCGUGCACAUCCUCAGGCUGCUCAGGAAGGACCUGGGACUGGAAGGAACAUUCCUCAAUGAAGUCCUCUACAAAAAUGCAACCUUCCUCAACUUGGUGGAUCCCAUCUCCCAUGACCUGCUGAUGAGCCUUGCUAGAGACCUGCAGUGUCCCAAAAAGGAAUACGACCCCUGGAAGUCCUCAGACAGGAUCUGCAGGCAGCUGAUCUACCACCUGACCCCACACUCCAAAUGGCACCGGCAUGGCAUGCCCCGCAGGAAGUCCCAAAUGUGCCUGAAGAACAGCCUGCAGAAGAAGGUGAGCCAGGGCUCCAUGGAUCUGUCCGGGAUCCCUCUGACCAUGCGGGAUGUGCACCGCAUGGCGUACUACCUUCAGAACAACGGGGAUCACCUCACCUCCGUGGACCUGAGCUUCACCGAGCUGAACGACGACAUGGUGCGCCUGCUGCUGCCCUUCCUCUGGGCACUGCCCAAGCUCACCCACCUUUCCCUCAACGGCAACCGACUGACGCGAGCGACCAUGAAGGAGCUGACUGACACCAUGAAGGACAUGAACAAGUUCCCUUGCCUGGCUUGGGUAGACCUCGGCAACAACGUGGAUGUCUCGUCCAUGCCGCAGCCUUUGCUCGUGGGCCUGCGCAAGCGCCUCAGCCAGCAGACCACGCUGCCAACCAUUUAUGAGGCUCUCGACUGUGACCCAGAGAUCCCCAGCGGGCAGGAGGGCGGCCGGCCGGAGGACGAGGAAGCAGGGAGCACCCCACGGCACGCUGUCCCUCAGCAGGGCUGCGAGAGGUGACUGGACAACGAGCCGGCUCUGGCACACUGAAGCCACCCCAAGGAGCAGUUCUGAGUCCAAACACCAAGCAGAGGGCCAGCUUGACCGGCUUCCUUCGGCACUUCUCUCUCACCUUCCCUGACAUCUCCCUCCAGUUUGCUGUGAGACAAAGCCUGUUGUUCCCCAAAAUGUGCUCUGCUCCCUCCCCUCGCUGCCGAACCCAUCGCCCACAUUACAGAGAGGAACUUACAGCAAAGCUGGUCCCCAGGCUGGGCUUCACUGGAAGACCUGUCGGAGUCAACCAUUUCUUCCAGCAGCCAUUGGGUUGAGGGAAAGUGAUGGGGGGAAACCUAAAACAGAAACAGGCUUGUCGUUUACUUCCUUUCCUUCUUUUCCUAGGCACCUUGGAAAGCUUGGGACCUGCAGUGUGAAAGGAGGUACCCCAAGAGCCUAGCUGUUGUGGAGCUUCGUUGAAGGGCUCAGAGGCCAGAGCUGGAGCCCAGCAGUGUCUCCCUCUUGUGUCUGGCUCUUUUUGUUUUGCUUUCCCCCCCCCCCCCCAUUGUGUGUUUUGUAUUAAUGUCUGAACAAAGGGACUUGGUCAGAGACCAUCGGAUUGCAUAGGCUGGGGCGGACACAUGGCUUGGAACUGCAGCAUCAGGAUAUUUGUUGUGUGACUGGGGUGAGAGGGAGGGGAAGGAGGUAUGUGUUGGUGGGAGCAUGGGGGAUGGGAUGAGAUGAGAUGGGGUGGGAAGGCCAAGGGUUGAAAAGGGAGGGGAAAUAGUCUUGUGGUUUAAAAGGACUGGUUCAAAAACUGUGGUUUUGUACACAACUUACAAGUUUCAAGUGAAAUCAAGGAAUAUCAGACAGCUAAGUGCUUUACUGACACUAGAGGAGCAAGCAGUGAAUGUGCCAGAGGUGGGCACUUCCUAAGCUAAAGUGCGAAGCUUUGGCUCCUUAUUGCAUAUUGCAUACCUCGUAAUACUGACAUGAUGUGAGCAGCUGCACUGUCAUUUCCAAUGCUGUCCAAAACCAAACCAGUGAUGCAAGAUUUCUAGUGUUUUCCACAUUGCUCACGUUCUGUGUAAACUCAAUAAACGGUUCUCUUGGACAUGAGUGUAAA